This is a messenger RNA of Python bivittatus (Burmese python), 445 nucleotides long. The record is from RefSeq and is a predicted model, not a curated record. Lineage: Eukaryota; Metazoa; Chordata; Lepidosauria; Squamata; Pythonidae.
CGCGGCGGCGCUACGCUGGACAGCAUAAGAGGCGAUGGCUACCGACCCGCCGCCGCGCCCAGUUGGAUUGCGCCAGUUCGGCUCCCAGUGGCCCAUGCAAGCUAUUGACUCAGUGGAAAGCUCUGAUGAUGAAUUCUUCGAUGCACGAGAGGAGGUGGCAGAAGGGAAGAAUGCCAUCCUUCUGGGGAUGAGCCAGUGGAACUCCAAUGACUUGGUGGAGCAGAUCGAGACAAUAGGAAAGCUGGAUGAAAAUCAAGGCUAGAGCUGCCCUUGCUGCUGCUGGAAGAUCUGCUUGUGAAGACCCCACAUUUUGCUCAUCUGGUGUUCUACAGGAAAAACAACGUGAGUCCUGGAGCUUUUAAAAUGUACUCCCAUAUAUUGUACUGUCUAAAAGUACAAGCAAUAGCUACAUUUAAAUCUGCCUCGAUAUUUAUUAAAAUGUCAG